AUGCGUCCCACCAUCUCUACCAUCGCGGCGGUCGCCGCAGGCCUGUUCGCCUCGGCAGUGUCCGCUCAGAGUCAAGUUGCUAUCUACUGGGGUCAGGGUGCUUACCAGAGGGAACUCAGUGUUGUCUGUCAGGACCCCAGUGUUGACAUUGUCAACAUCGCGUUCGUCAAUGGUUUUCCGAAGGACAGCAACAAGUACCCCGACUUAAACUUUGGCAACGCCUGUGGAGGCUUCACCUUCCCGAACCCUGACGGGACACCUAGCAACUUUCUUGGAAGCUGCGACACUAUCACUCGAGGUAUCAAGACUUGCAAGCAGAAUGGCAAGAAAGUCCUGCUGUCCCUCGGUGGUGGAUAUCCUACCGACUACUACCUUGCCGACCAGCUCGCCGCACAGUGGCUCGCAAAGGUUCUGGUAGAAGCCUUCGGUCCCAAGAUGGAGAGCUCCACCAUGCCCCGUCCUUUCGGCGAUGACGUUGCAGUGGAUGGUUUCGAUCUCGACAUCGAGUCUUCGACCGCUGUUGGCGACCAGAAGUUCCAGUUCUACGGCGACCUCGUCAAGUAUAUCAAGCAGAGGAGCCCAGGCAUGUUGAUAUCCUCGGCUCCCCAGUGCGUUGUUCCCGAUGCCCACCUCGACAAAGCCAUCGAGGAGGCUCCCUUCGACUACGUAUUCGUACAGUUCUACAACACCGAUGCGUGCUCUGCUAUGAGGGGCUUCACGGACCUCCGGGCGGGCACUGACACUGGCUUCACCUGGAAUACCUGGACAGAGAAGCUACAGAAGCGUUCAGCAAACCCGAACGUCAAGCUCUUCCUGGGACUAUCUGCUGGCACCAACGGCGCAAACCCAAACCACUACCUCCCGCCCACCGCCGCGAACUACUUGAUCAAGGACCUCAAGAACAAACCGCUGUUCGGUGGUGUCAUGCUCUGGGAGGCUACCGUCUCUCAAAACAACACCAUGUUCGACCAGCCGUACUCCCAGUGGAUCAAGUACAGUCUUGAUGGU
Messenger RNA from Didymella exigua CBS 183.55, 1008 nucleotides. Its product is annotated as glycoside hydrolase family 18 protein. The record is from RefSeq and is a predicted model, not a curated record. Gene Ontology annotation, cellular component: extracellular region. Lineage: Eukaryota; Fungi; Ascomycota; Dothideomycetes; Pleosporales; Didymellaceae. The transcript has 3 exons. The annotation marks the transcript as partial. Gene Ontology annotation, biological process: carbohydrate metabolic process. Gene Ontology annotation, molecular function: chitinase activity.